GGGAAAGAGAAAUCAUUUGUAGUGCGAUGAAAAUGUUUCUGUCGUGGUGGUGAAUGUUUUCAUUUUCCCGAAUAAUUGCAGCAUUUUCUAAGUUUUUAUCUUGGUUUCUUGUGAUUUUUCAACCCUGGUGGUGUGAUUGUGCGAGGAAGAGAGGAAGUGCAUGGAAAAUGGCAGCCAAGAGGUCCAGUUCAUUCAGGGAUGAAAAGCACUCCCAUGCUCUCGAUGAGCCCCCCAUGUCACGUCUAUUUGUGGUCUGUGGUAAAUCUCACACGGAAGAGGAGUUCACCACCCUCUUCCAGCCCUACGGAAAUGUCGAGGAAGUGUGGAUGGUCAAGGAUAAAAAUACAGGAGAAAGCAAGGGAGUUGUCUACAUCAAAUUCAGCAAGACUUCCGAGGCAGCUCAGGCCCUGGAGGCACUCAAUGGGAAGGUCUUGGUGAGCGGAGAGCGUCCCAUUAAAGUCCUGGUGGCAUCCAAUCGUUCCCAGGGUGCCAAGAAGGCGUCAGAUAAUGAAUUUGAGAAGUGCUUGAGGCUCUUUGUACUGAUCCCGAGAACCAUGACAGAGGAUGAACUGAACACGGAGUUCAGUCAAUAUGGGGAUCUGGAUUACGUGAGCAUCAUCCGGGACAAGAGUAGCAGGGAAACAAAGGGAUUUGCCUAUGUGAAAUACAGGAAGUUUUCGGAUGCGGCAAAUGCUUUUGAAAACUGCGAUCGAAAGUACAAGGCAAUGUUUGCCGAGCCAAAACCCGCGAGGAAUGACUUGAUGAACAUGUCCAAUGACUCUCUACUCAACUGCUCUCGAAUGGACAGACGAAUGUCGGGCAGUGGAUUGAUUCCUUCACUGCUAAGUGAGCCGACUGGCAUGAAUCGCCUUAUGUCAUCUCAGGAAGUCACUUUAAACGUAAUCUGUAGCGCUUUGGUGAAUCAGGAUCAACUCUGGCGACUCUUCGAUAUCAUUCCGGGUCUCGAUUACUGUCACAUCACCGGAGAAUUCAAUAGGAAUUCUAAUUGUGCCAUUGUCACCUAUUCCAAUCCAAGUUCAGCUGCACAUGCUCGGGAGAAACUGCACGGAUUUGAGUAUCCAAUUGGGGAGAGACUUAUUGUGAAGGGUGGUUCGGAUUUAUCGCCAAUUCCGCCUCUAGUGCCACAGUCUUCUCAGAAUGAGUCUCACGGUGACAUUCAGAGUUCGGUUUCAUUGCCACCGCCAGCACCUCUAGCUAAUUCUUCAGCUUCUGUCGCACAGAGAUGUUUCAUUGUUUGCGUUGCGCAGGCGCUUCCUGUUCAAAUUCUCCGGAAUGUUUUUUGUCGCUUCGGAGAUCUGAUUGAAGUGUAUCUACUGCCCAAUAAGAAUUGUGGAUACGCAAAGUAUGCACGAGAGGAGAGUUGUAGGAAGGCUAUUGAGAAACUAAAUGGAGCAGAGAUUUACGGAAUUCGGCUGAAAGUGAUGGAAGCUGAGGAGUUGAGUGACAGGAAGAGGCAGCGUCGAGACGAAUAAACAGAGAACAGAACAAUGUGAAGAGACACACAGAUGACGACAAUGAAGACGCAAUAUGAACGCACACAAACUGAAAUAUGUACUGAACGUAUUGAAGGGUAGUAAGAUAGAACGGACAGACCGCAACAUACCAUUAAUAUGUAAUUCCAUUGAAAAAAAAAUUAAAACUUGAUUCUCUGACACUGAGAAACGCACAAAAUUCUGACACUGACGACCAGGAUUUGAGGGUAAGCCACGAGAAUAUAGACAUUAUUUGAGGGAUAAUUGAUAUUAUUUCUCCAUGAAUUUAACUCAAAAUUUUACACGUGAGACUUAAGUGUGUGUGAAAGAAUGCAAAUUUAAUUUCUCUAUCAUAACCAACGUACUCAGAUUUACAAUUUUUGUGAAUCCAAUUGGAGGUGAGGAGAGGAAAAGUAUUUAUUUUCUGUAUUUUAUCUCUAAACAAAUGUACAACAGGUGUUUCGUAAAUAAAUGGAUGAUCGUUCACUUUAA
Phlebotomus papatasi is the source of this 1985-nucleotide messenger RNA. Its product is annotated as RNA-binding protein 45. Gene Ontology annotation, cellular component: ribonucleoprotein complex. NCBI's taxonomy places the organism in Eukaryota, Metazoa, Arthropoda, Insecta, Diptera, Psychodidae. The record is from RefSeq and is a predicted model, not a curated record. The transcript has 4 exons. Gene Ontology annotation, molecular function: RNA binding. The coding region runs from base 54 to 1493 and encodes 479 amino acids.